AUGUGCUGGGAGGGGUGGGAUGGGGCUGCAGCUCAGCUGCAGAUCCCUCAGCUCCCCACGGACUCAGACUGUUCUCUCCUCCCCAGGACACUCAAAGGGAAGUUGGCAAAGCAGUACCCAGAGGCUUUCAGCAACAUCCACGAAUCCCCCAUCCUGGAGGACGACGACGACUUCGACCCCGUCCCCAAGAGCACCACGACCACCAUCGCUACCUCUGAGCAGAGCACCGAGUCCUGUGACACCAGUCCCGAUGUCAUCUCCCCCACCACCAGCCAGGAUUUCGAGGAUUUAUCCCAGGGCCAGUACGAGGGCCCGGCCAUGAACGGACAGAGUCUCACAGACGAGGACACGGCCAACGGCCUGGACUAGGAGCCACGUCCUGGAGAACUUUCUAUCCUGUAUUUAUAUUUGUCUGUCGCUUUUUUUUUUUUUUUUUUUU
This is a messenger RNA of Ficedula albicollis (Collared flycatcher), 439 nucleotides long. RefSeq names its product KxDL motif containing 1 (gene KXD1). Gene Ontology annotation, biological process: lysosome localization. Gene Ontology annotation, cellular component: BORC complex. The transcript has 3 exons. Lineage: Eukaryota; Metazoa; Chordata; Aves; Passeriformes; Muscicapidae. The record is from RefSeq and is a predicted model, not a curated record. The coding region runs from base 1 to 369 and encodes 122 amino acids.